AUGUCGACUGCGCGACGCGACAAGCUGCUAAGCAUUGAGGCAGCGGCACAGGCGCGGUGGGCAGAUGAGAAGCUACACGAACUCGACGCCCCGCGUAGCGGUGAGCAAGCGCCGCCCAAGUAUUUCGUCACCUUCCCGUACCCCUACAUGAACGGCCGUCUCCAUCUUGGCCACGGCUUCUCCCUCACGAAAAGCGAGUUUGCGUCGCGCUUCUGGCGGAUGAAGGGGCGCCGCUCGCUAUGGCCGUUCGGCUUCCACGUGACAGGUACUCCCAUCGCCGUCUGUGCACAAAAAAUACAGAAGGAGAUUCAGAAGUACGGUAACCCGCCACAGUUCCCUGAAGGUGUGGAAGAGAAGGCUCCAGAGGAGAAGAAAGAGGACCCCGCCGUCAUUGGCCAGCACAAGAGUAAGCGCGGCAAGGCUGGUCCAGCGAAGCCACAGUGGAUCAUUAUGCGGAGUAUGAACAUCCCCGAAGAUGAAAUUCCCAAAUUUGUUGAUCCCCAGUACUGGCUGGAUUAUUUCCCUCCCAUUGCAAUGAAUGACCUGAAGCGGUUCGGGUGCCACAUCGACUUCCGCCGUUCCUUCAUCACAACUGACCGCAACCCGUACUANGAUCGUUUUAUCUCGUGGCAAUUCCGCCACCUGCGCAAAUCAAACCUGCUGGGCUUCGGGAAGCGGUACUGUGUAUACUCGCCGUGGGACGGUCAGCCGUGCGCCGACCACGACCGCGCAAGCGGCGAGGGUGCACUCCCGCAGGAAUACACGCUGGUAAAGCUGAAGGUGCAGAAGCCAACAGAGCAGUCGGCACUCGCACCUUUUAGUGAAAUCAUUGGUGAUCGCGCCGUCGUCUUGCCAGGUGCUACGCUGCGCCCAGAGACAGUGUGCGGUCAGACAAACUGCUGGAUUUCUCCUGCUAUUCGUUACAAGGCGUACGGUGUUCAAAACAAGGAUGGUACGGAGAGCAUCUUUAUCAUGACUGCGCGUGCGGCACGAAAUAUGGCUUAUCAGGACUACGUGAUCAACGGCAAGACUGGCACAGAUCCUUCACCCCUGUUUGAGGUGGAUGGGGCGCAGCUUAUUGGUCUGCCGCUCUCUGCCCCGCUCUGUCCCUACGAGACUAUCUACACGCUGCCGAUGCAGACCAUCACAGAGGCUAAGGGUACCGGUGUUGUAAUGUCUGUGCCCUCUGACAGCCCAGAUGACUACAUUAACUACACGCAGCUCGUAAAGAAGCCCGAAUACCGUGCCAAGCUAGGUCUAAAGGAUGAAUGGGUGGCCUUUGAUAUGGUUCCUAUCAUUGAACUCCCAGGAGAGUUGGGACGUGAGGCUGCCAAAUUCAUGUGUGAAAAGCUAAAGAUAAACGGACCACAGGCGACAGACCUGCUAGAUGAGGCCAAGAAGGUUGUUUACCAGGCGGGAUUCUAUCAGGGCGUAAUGAUUGCUGGCCCAUUUUCUGGCGACAAAGUUUCCGUCGCAAAGGUAAAGACGCUUAAGGUUAUGGAGGAGCAAGAUGACGCUAUCCGUUACUAUGAACCUGCACGCCUCGUUGUGAGCCGCUCCGGUGACGAAUGUGUCGUGGCACUCUGCGACCAGUGGUACAUUGAAUACGGGAAGGAGGAGUGGAAGAAUGCUGUGGUGAAGCACUUGGAGAGCAUGAAUAUGUUCUUCCCUGGUGUGCGCAAUGGAUUUGAGGAGACGCUCAACUGGCUCUCAGACUGGCCAUGCAGCCGCACCUUUGGUCUCGGUACAAAACUUCCAUGUGACGAAACCGGAACAAUGUUGAUUGACAGUCUGAGUGACUCAACGAUUUAUAUGGCGUACUACACCAUCGCCCAUUUUGUGCACACAGCGCCGGACGGCACGCACCGCCUAGAGGGAUGUGCCGAGAAUGUUCUUGGUGCCACACCGGAGAUGUUCACCGACGAGACAUUCGAUUACGUGUUCCUUGGCAAGGGCACACCGGAAAGUGUGCAUGCCGUGAACGGCCUCCCCGUUGAGGCUGCGAAACGCAUGCGAGAGGAGUUCACGUACUGGUACCCCGUUGAUCUGCGAUGCUCCGCGAAGGAUCUCAUCCAGAACCAUCUGACUAUGUUCCUCUACACACACGCCGCUAUUUGGCCCGAUGACUCCAGCAAGUGGCCACGGGCCAUUUUUGGUAACGGCCAUAUUCAAGUCGAUAAUGAGAAGAUGUCCAAAUCAAAGGGGAACUUCAUGUCGCUCGCAGAGACCAUUGACCAGUACGGCAGCGAUGCGACACGUCUUGCCUGUGCAGAUGCAGGCGAUAGCCUUGAUGACGCAAACUUUGUGCGUGAAACUGCGGCUGGCUUCGUUCUGAAGCUUACGGCUGCGAUGGAUGGCGCGCAGGAGCUGCUGAGCAAGAAGGACACUCUUCGCUCUGGGGAGUUCAACAUCUUUGACCGGAUCUUUAGGAACUCCGUCAACUCCAUUAUUGUGCGGACGGAGAAGUACUACGAGGAGAUGCAGUUCCGUAACGUGCUCAACCUCGCCUUCCAUGAGAUGACAAACGAGUUUAACCAGUACAAGCUGAAUUGCGACGAUCUGCAGGUCCACCGCGACCUCGCGGAGCGAUUCGUCGAGGUGAUGACGCUGCUGCUGGCGCCGCUGGCACCACACUUUGCAGAGCACAUGUGGUCGGCGGUGCUCGGCCACGAUACCUCUGUCGUGUGUGCGCCGUUCCCGACACCGACGGGCCCCGUCGAAUACGCCACACUCGUCGCGAGUCGCGUCAUGACGGACGCCGUCAAGGAGAUACGAACGCAGGUGAUGAAAAACCAGAAGAAGCGUGGGCCCAUUGACGAGGUGUGCGUCUACACUGCCGCGACCUUCUCAGAGUGGCAGCGCAAGGCCCUGCAACUGCUGCGUGAGCUCUACGAGGCAAACGGCAAGUCGUUCCCCGCGGACUUCUCAAAGGCAGUGAUGGCACGCAAGCAGGACUGGAUGACGAAGGACAUCCUCCCCGACACAAUGGCGUUCCUCUCCUUCACGAAGGCAAAUGUGGAGCGCUACGGCGAGGAGGCACUCGCCGAGACGCCCGCAAUUAACGAUGCGGAGGUGCUGAAGAGCGUUCAGUCGAAUAUCUGCAAGCUGUCGGGCGUGGCAACGCUACACAUUCUCGCACACGACGACGAGACAUUCACGGAGCACCAGGCGGCGCGCCGCAAGUGCCGCCCCGGCGAGGCAACAGUAGCCAUCCCAGCCAAGAAGAAGUAA
Molecule: messenger RNA, 3231 nt
Organism: Trypanosoma grayi
Lineage: Eukaryota; Euglenozoa; Kinetoplastea; Trypanosomatida; Trypanosomatidae
Product: leucyl-tRNA synthetase
Exons: 1
Coding region: 1-3231 (1076 amino acids)
Biological process (GO): leucyl-tRNA aminoacylation
Molecular function (GO): leucine-tRNA ligase activity; aminoacyl-tRNA deacylase activity; ATP binding
Source: RefSeq, a predicted model, not a curated record